GAGGCGCAAUAACCCGGAAACAGAGGCUAUGGUGUUUUGAUAUUUUUCACACGCUUGUGCUCUCUCACUUUCCAAACCUGCCAGCCCCACACAGACUGUUGUCUCCAAACUGACUGUUUUGUUUGUAAAGCUGAAGGCAGUAGAUGCUUGUUCUGGCUGAGGAGGAGGAUGUUGCCUAGAGGUUACGUCUUUUCCCAUAAAGAUGGGCAAUCUGAUCAUAUAUUCCAGCACAUUCUACCUCACACCGUGUCCCAGCAACGGAGGAUUGAAGCCCAUCUGAAUGUAACAAACUUCAUUGGUCCACUGAUGAAUGUUCCUCGUUUGAUUCCAACCUAUCAGUGGACACCAGUGGAACAACCUGAUGUUUCUUUCAGUCCAAAUAACGUAAAAGGAAGCAACAGAAAGAGAAGGAGAGAUAAUCACAGUCAGAAUGACCUGAAGAGACAGUGCUUCGGUUCUCCAGGACCUCACAACCAGCCUGCAAGAAAUGCCAUCUUUACCUCCCAACCGGCGACUGGACCAGGGUCAAGCAGAGAAAUGUGUAAUUCUUAUUCCAGCGUCCCCACAUGCUCAUCUGCCGUCUCUAAGACUGGAGGCUGUGUGCCAUCUUUGAGAGAGGGAUCCCAUCAGAGCUCCUUUCACCCAUCAUCAGUCAAUGAUAAGCUAAGUCAGCAGAUUCUCAACCUAUUUCAUGCUUGUGAGCAACAGAAUGAUGAUCUGGAGAAGAAGGAACAAUGCCGAGCAGCACUGCAGAGGGACAUCCAGACAAUCUUACCACGUGCCCAAGUCUUCUUGGCCGGGUCGUCUCUAAAUGGCUUUGGUAGUCGCAGCAGUGAUGCAGAUCUUUGCCUUGUCAUUGAAGAGGGAACGGUAAACCACAGAACAGAUGCUGUGUAUGUUCUUAGUCUUGUGCGGAAAUUGUUUUACACACUGUCUUACAUUGAGAGGCCUCAGCUCAUCAGAGCUAAAGUGCCCAUUCUGAAAUUCAGGGACAGAGUCAGUGGUGUGGAGUUUGACUUGAACUUUAACAACACUGUUGGUAUCAGAAACACCUUCUUACUGCGGACAUAUGCCUAUGUUGAAAAACGUGUUCGUCCUAUCAUCCUUGUAAUAAAGAAAUGGGCCAGUCAUCACCGCAUCAAUGAUGCCAGCCGAGGAACACUGAGCAGCUACACGCUGGUUCUUAUGGUCCUGCAUUACCUUCAGACUCUUCCUGAACCUGUCAUUCCAUGCCUUCAAAUGGAUUAUCCAGAGUGCUUCAACCCUAAGAUGGACAUUCAUCUUGUGCCAAGUGGACCAAGCAAUAUUCUGGCUUUUGUGUCUAAAAACCAGUCAUCCCUGGGAGACUUGCUCUUGGGUUUCCUGAAGUACUAUGCCACUGUUUUCAAAUGGGAUAAGCAUGUGAUCUCUGUGCGUGAGGCAAAAACUCUCCCCAAGACCAGUUGCAGAGAAUGGAGAGAUAAGUUCAUUUGUGUAGAAGAACCAUUUGAUCGUACAAACACAGCCAGAGCUGUUCAUGAGAAGGUUAAGUUUGAAGCCAUUAAAGCAGAAUUCACAGAGUCCUACCAGGUUCUGCAGCUGAGAAAAGAUCUCAACUUCAUCCUGCCUCUCAAAAAUACCAGACCAAAAAGAUAGCAUGACCCCAGAUAAGAAUAAACAUACAGUUUGGAUUAAACCUGGAGUCUUCGAUUAUACAUUGUCAGAAGAAAUACUUUACUCCUGUACAAAGGCCUUUUGGGUAUACUGGACCUUUUGGAAUGUGUUGAGCCAAAUCCAUUGAGCGGACUAGUAUAUUAUCUGGUCCCUAGUCAGGAACAUCAGUGUCUAUGUUUGAGUUGUACAUGAAACAUCAGACACUGAGCAAUAUCUUUUGCCCAUAUGGUACACAGUCUGCAUUCAGAUAAUGAAUUAGCUGUCGCAAAAACAUUUUCUCUGAGCAUUUUUUGGGUUUAUUUGCCAAUAUAAUCCUUUUCUAGCUCACUGAAAUCAAAGCAAAACAGUAUGAAAAAUAUCCUGACAACUUUUCUGUGAUCUAUGUUUUCCUUAAAAACUCCAAAUUGUAAAAAAAAAAAAAAAAAAAACUUUUUCUGGCAACUGACUACUUUUACCUGAACAUUUUCAGUGAUUACAUUUCUAUUGGUUUCUUAUAUUCUGUCGUGUUUUGUAUAGUUUGUACAGUCUUUUAAAUGUUUAUUUAUCUGAUUAAAAUGUCACUAU
Messenger RNA from Sinocyclocheilus rhinocerous, 2217 nucleotides. RefSeq names its product poly(A) RNA polymerase GLD2-like. The coding region runs from base 169 to 1635 and encodes 488 amino acids. The record is from RefSeq and is a predicted model, not a curated record. Gene Ontology annotation, molecular function: poly(A) RNA polymerase activity. Gene Ontology annotation, biological process: RNA 3'-end processing. The transcript is spliced from 15 exons. Lineage: Eukaryota; Metazoa; Chordata; Actinopteri; Cypriniformes; Cyprinidae.